AUCUUACCAGCCUGAGAGUGAGAAGAGUGAGAGAUUAAGAAUGAAGUCCAGCCCCUCAGAUUUGAUCAAGCUUCUAAUACUAGGACUAGUAGGAUCAUCAUGUCUUUCAGUUCUCUGUGCUGCAGAAGAUUUCGAUUUCUUCUACUUUGUUCAGCAGUGGCCAGGAUCAUUCUGUGAUACAAAGACAAGUUGCUGCUAUCCAACCACAGGUAAGCCUGCAGCGGAUUUUGGGAUCCACGGGCUCUGGCCAAAUUACAAGGAUGGUUCAUACCCCUCAAACUGUGAUCCAAACAACCCCUUUGAUCAGUCUCAGAUUUCAGAUUUAAUUAGCAGUAUGCAAGAAGAAUGGCCAACACUAGCUUGCCCUAGCAGCAGUGGGAUUGCUUUCUGGACACACGAGUGGGAAAAACAUGGAACCUGCUCUGAGACUGCCAUUAACCAACAUAGUUACUUUGCAGCGGCUCUUGACCUCAAGAAGAAGGCCAACCUCCUCCAAGCUCUUCAAAGUACAGGAAUCAAACCCAACGGCGAGUCUUAUACCCUGGCGGACAUCAAGGCGGCCCUGAAAAAUGCAAUUGGAUACACUCCAUAUAUCGAGUGCAAUGUCGAUGAGUCCGGAAACAGCCAACUUUACCAGGUCUACUUGUGCGUGGACACUAAUGGCUCUGACCUCAUUGAGUGCCCGAUUUUCCCCCAUGGGAAAUGUGGUUCAAGCAUUGAGUUCCCUACCUUCUAG
Messenger RNA from Fragaria vesca subsp. vesca, 736 nucleotides. Its product is annotated as extracellular ribonuclease LE-like. NCBI's taxonomy places the organism in Eukaryota, Viridiplantae, Streptophyta, Magnoliopsida, Rosales, Rosaceae. The record is from RefSeq and is a predicted model, not a curated record. Gene Ontology annotation, biological process: RNA catabolic process. Gene Ontology annotation, cellular component: extracellular region. Gene Ontology annotation, molecular function: RNA binding; ribonuclease T2 activity. The transcript is spliced from 3 exons. The coding region runs from base 41 to 736 and encodes 231 amino acids.